UUCUGCAGCUUCACGCCACAUUCUCGGGGGUGCUGUUCGCCUGCUGAGCCGCAAACUGAACCUGGAGCUGAGCAGCUGUAUGAACCGGGAUGAAGCUCGCUCUAUCCCGGGUUAGAAAUCACAUUUAAAGGGUGGAAGUUUUUGCACCGCGGUUACAGUGGAUUACGGCCGAAAAGCUGUCGUUAUCACACAAAGUCUCUGGAAAGAAAGGACUCUCUGAAGAUUGCGCCAUAAAUGUAUCAAGAACUUGGAGCCCAGUAUGAAAAAGGCGAGCAGGCCCACAGGCGCCUCCAGCAAAACCACCACAGCCACUAAACCCCUGGGCAAACCCGAGCCCAGUGGCACUAUGGGCACCGGAGGGAAGAGCACCAGCAAGAACCAGAACUCGGCCCUUCUGUCUAAGACGAAGAGCAACGAUGACCUUGCAGCCAUGAGCGCAGGAAGUGGAGGCGCCUCGGUGGGCAGUGGCAGCAGCACUACAACGAGGAGCAAGAGGAGCACCAGUUCCACUCAGAACAACACAGAGACAAAGACCAAGGCCAACUCGGGUUCCUCAGGAAGGCGUGGGAUGUCCUCUGCAGUAAAGGAACCUGGAGUGACUCGUGAGAAAACCAGCACUGCCAAGAAGCAGUCUGGACCAUCUAACUCUGUGGCUUCGAAGCGUUCUCGCUGUCGCACGUCAACUGAGUCUGAAACCCAGGCAAGCAAAUCACGCUAUGAUAUCAGCAACAAAGCAAUGCUGGAGUCAAGAGUAAAGGACUUGCUGGGCUUGGCCAAAAGCAAAGACCUUGAGAUUCUGCACUUGCGUUCUGAGUUGCGUGGGAUGAGGGCUCAGCUGGGUCUGGAGGACCAGGAAGCCCCCGAGCAAGAAGAGCAGUGUGAGGCCGAGCUGCCACAAGAGAAGGAAGCUGUAUCUGGGAUAAGCGCUGCUGAUGUGGAGUCGACCCUGCUGUUACUGCAGGACCAGAACCAGGGCAUUCGUGGGGAGCUCAACUUGCUGAAGAGUGAGAACCGAAUGUUAAAGGACCGACUAAAUGCUCUAGGAUUCUCAUUGGAGCAGCGUCUGGACAGUCCUGAGAAAGGACUGCACUGUGCCUCUCUCAGUCCUGAGCCCACAACCAGCGGUGGGGGCAGCAGCAGUGGUGGGGAUGGAGGGACUCGAACCUCCUCAACUGAAGGUUCUGCCAGGGGUUCAACUGAGGAUUUACUGUCGGAGGCGAGACGAGUAGGGUCUCCGGAUGUUCCGGACAGUGAGUGCAGUGAACCUUGCCAGGCUGUGAUGUCUAGUGAUGAUGCCCUGGAUGCACCAUCUGGUUGCGGUUCGUCGUCAGAGUCAGAAGGUGGCUCGCCAGGCCGAAGGCGCUCGCGCCGGGGAAGUAGUGGCAACGCUAGUGAGGUCUCAGUGGCCUGCCUGACUGAGCGCAUUCACCAGAUGGAGGAGAGCCAACACAGCACAGCAGAGGAGCUUCAGGCCACGCUUCAAGAGCUUGCAGACCUACAGCAGAUUGCACAAGAGUUAAGUGCAGAGAACGAACGCCUGGGUGAGGAGCGAGCCAUCUUGGUGGACUCACUGCGCCAGCAAGGUGAGCGGCUGGAACUCUAUAGCCGACAACUGGACUACUUGCGUGGCCUGCUGGAUGAGCACCGCGUAGCUUAUGCCAAAGAUGAUGAGGAUGCCAAGAGCAGUCGCUACAUGGAGCUGGAGCGGCGCUACAGCGAGUUAAACGAGAACUCGCGCCUUGAGAGGGAGCAGCUUCUCGGUGUGCAGCAGCAGUUGAGCAGUGCGCUGAAGAUGGCUGAGCAGGAGAAUGCUGAGUCGCAGGGCCUUAUGGGAGCCCUGAAGGAGCGUGUGCACCUGGCGGAGAGGGCUGCCGAGCUGGAGCGAAGAGAACGCGAGGCCACUGCUGUUGAGCUUCAUGGCAUGAGGAUGCAGUCUGAGGAUGAGCAAGCCGAACUAGCUCGCUGUCGGCUCCAGCUGGAGCAGGAGAGGCAGAGAGUGGCCCAACUCCUCUCCAUCCAAGGUGCCGGGGACAAGACUGACAUACGCCACCUGCUGGACAGUGAGAGAUUAGACAAAGAGCGAGCCGAAACUAAAGCAGCAAAGCUGCAGGAGGAACUGGGGCACACUCGCAAUGAGGCUGCUCAGCUUCAGGAUGCAAUUAGAAAGCUGGAGGCAGAUUUCCAAUCAUUCCGGGACGAGGUGCAGAAACAGCUAGCCGAGCAGAAGCGUGUUCUAGCGCAGCAGUGCUCAGAGCUGGAGGAGAAGGACACAGAGAUCGCUGACAUGAAGGAAACCAUCUUCGAGCUGGAGGACGAAGUGGAGCAGCAUCGAGCCGUCAAACUCCAUGACAACCUCAUCAUCUCUGACCUGGAGAAUUCUAUUAAAAAACUUCAUGACCAAAAAUAUGACAUGGAAAAGGAGAUUAAAACGCUUCACCGUAAACUCCGGGAGGAGUCAGCAGAGUGGAGACAGUUCCAGGCUGAUCUCCAGACUGCUGUGGUCAUUGCCAAUGACAUAAAAUCUGAGGCUCAGGAGGAGAUCGGGGACCUGCGGCGCCGCCUACAGGAGGCUCAAGAGAAGAACGAAAAGAUGAGCAAAGAGCUGGACGAGCUCAAGAGCAAGAAGCAGGAUGAGGAACGUGGGCGUGUCUUUAACUACAUGAAUGCAGUAGAGAGAGAUCUGGCUGCAUUGAGACAGGGGAUGGGGCUCAGCCGCCGCUCUUCCACCUCAUCAGAGCCCUCGCCCACCGUCAAAACCCUCAUCAAGAGCUUCGACAGUGCCUCACAAGGCCCUAUUCCCGGCACUCCAACAUCCGCUGUUCCCGCUGUAGUCGCCGCUGCUAUUUCUCGAACCCCUCUCAGCCCAAGUCCAAUGAAAACCCCUCCCGCUGCUGCCGUGUCCCCCAUUCAGAGACACACGGUCAGCACGCCCAAAGCCCUGUCCUCACUGGUGGAUAAGAGAAGCAGCUACUCCGAGCUCAGUAUGCCGGUUUCUCGCAGGAGCAGUGAGGAGCUAAAGAGGGACCUGUCGGUCACUGAUUCACCAAACCCCACCUCAAUCAUCAAUUUAGGCUCCGCCUCCCCUCAGCUCUCUCUGUCCUCAAACUCCUCCUCCCCCACAGCUUCGGUCACGCCCACUACACGUGGCCGUCUACGCGAGGAGAGGAAGGACCCACUCGCUGCUCUGGCCAGAGAAUACGGAGGAUCAAAGCGAAACGCUCUCCUCAAGUGGUGUCAGAAGAAGACAGAAGGUUAUCAGAAUAUAGACAUCACUAAUUUUAGCAGCAGUUGGAACGAUGGACUGGCCUUCUGUGCUGUGCUGCACACGUACCUGCCAGCUCACAUCCCAUACCAGGAGCUCAACAGCCAGGACAAGAGAAGAAAUUUUACUUUGGCCUUCCAGGCAGCAGAAAGUGUGGGGAUCAAAUCUACUCUUGACAUCAGUGAGAUGGUCCACACAGAGAGACCUGAUUGGCAGAGUGUGAUGACGUACGUCACCUCCAUCUAUAAGUAUUUUGAGACCUGACUCAGAGCCAUCUCUCUCUCUCUCUAUGUUCCAUAGACACCUUGUCACACUCGAGCUGAAGGACUGCUUUUACAGUCACAGCUAUGCAGGUCUACUCGUUAUCACUCAUUAUAAGCUACUGUUCCUCUUUAAUCAGGCAGCGUGUGUAGCUUCUUUAUUUAAUGGCAGGCCAUAAUUAUUAUUAUUAUUAUUAUUAUUAUUAUUAUUAUUAUUAUAAUCAGCCAUAAUGUGUGCUGAUUAAACGCCUAACAGCCGAGUGGUAUUUUAACGAGUCCCUCACCUUCUCCGUCUCAGCUUUUGUGUGUUAAUGUGAAGGAGUUUCAGGUGAGAAGGACUGGAAAGACUGAAACUCAGAGCUGUUUUAUGCUUUUCUUCAAGCUCCACUGAUGAUCACUCGCUCAUGGUUCCUAAGAUGUGCUGAAUUCAUUAUUCUGGAGAUGACACGGCCAGGUUCUCCAUCAGGUUCCUCUUACAGCGUGAAAAGUACAUGAUAGGAUUGUAUGCUCAAGUAAAAUGUGAAUUCGCUCCACACACGCAAGAGUUUUAAGCGAUUAAGCUCAAAUAUCUGCUCGCUCUGACGUUGUCACUGCACUGCGUUAAAUACUGUAUUAUAAAGAAAUCAUUUCUAACCGGUUUGUGUUUUGCAGUAUGAAAUAUAUUUGAAUUAAUGAAGAGAUUUAUUGCGUUUGUUAACACCCACACAUAGUGUUUUUUUAUUGUAUAUUAAAGAAUUUGAAGUGCAUUUAUUUUAAUUUUUUUCCUGACAUUUCAGUUAUCUUAAAAACAAGAAACUAAAUAAAAAGGCACAAUCAAUACUUUAUUCCUUAAGAGAGUGCCUUGAGUGAAAGCUGGUGUUUUUUUAAAAAAAAUUUUUUUUAAAUUUUUUCACCCCAAAAGCUGCUGUCAUGUUAAAACGUCGUCCUGUUUCACCACAAAUCCUCUUACAGGAUCAGCUGCUGUUUGGACCAACAUUGUUGAAUUGGCCAGUUAAACAGCUGCUGAAAAGGAAUGUAAAAUAAAAUACAUUUAUUUUAUUUUCUGAAAUAAUUUUAUUCAAAAAGUCAAGUUUUCACAGAUGUUUAUGUACAUGUCAGAAUUUUAAUUUCUUGUGGUGGAUGUUGUUUAGAUUGUGUUGUGUAAACUUUUUAUUAUUGUUUUUUUUAAUCCUCAAUUCACUCGUCCUUUCAAAUCAAGGAGCUUCUGCUAAGUAUCAACUUGACCAAGUUUUGAUCUGCAUUUCAUAAGUAAGGAUGCUGUGGAUGUUUUAUUUGCUUUGUCAUCUGUUUCAUUUACAGUAUUUCUAUGUGAACAUCUUGUUAAAAAUAUUUUUUUUAAUUAAACAUUCCUGGAAGUCUGAGUCUAAUACCAAUAAAUCAUUACUCUGACCA
Messenger RNA from Ictalurus punctatus (channel catfish), 4914 nucleotides. It is a transcript of the gene specc1lb, whose product is annotated as sperm antigen with calponin homology and coiled-coil domains 1-like b. The transcript has 15 exons. Gene Ontology annotation, biological process: actin cytoskeleton organization. The record is from RefSeq and is a predicted model, not a curated record. Bases 260 to 3526 code for a protein of 1088 amino acids. Gene Ontology annotation, cellular component: filamentous actin; microtubule organizing center. NCBI's taxonomy places the organism in Eukaryota, Metazoa, Chordata, Actinopteri, Siluriformes, Ictaluridae. Gene Ontology annotation, molecular function: protein binding.